CGUUCUCUAGACGGCCACGUUAGUGGUGGUGGCGCUGUGUCUGCAGUUGGCUCCUUCUCACACUAGCUGCAGCGUACUUCAGCACUCAGAAUUAGACUUCCGGAUACUUCCAAACAUACGCUCCAGGAAGGAAGAAGGUAGUCGGGACGCAGGCAGCCGCCUGUUCAGGGGUCUGGAAUAUGAGCAGAGAAUCGGCAGCACCUGUGGAUUCUUCUGAUAGACAAGCAGCUUACUGUGGAUGGGAUGUGUGGCUUCUUAUAGCUCUGAGCUGCCUGCUGCUGGCAGGCAGUGUAGCCCUGGGGGUGCUCUUUUAUAACCUGCAGACUAAGAACCUCAAACUUCAAUCCCAGUAUUCAGAACUGGAAAGGAACUACACAGACAUCUCUGUCACAGUCUCUGACUUCCAGACCAAGAACCUCGAACUCCAAUCCCAGUAUUCAGAACUGGAAAGGAACUACACAGACAUCUCUGCCACAGUCUCUGACUUCCAAACCAAGAACCUCGAACUCCAAUCCCGGUAUUCAGAACUGGAAAGGAACUACACGGACAUCUCUGCCAGAGUUUGUGAAGCCUGUCCACAGAACUGGGAGCUGUUCAAUGGCAAGUGUCACUACUUCUCCACUGAUAGAAUGAACUGGCACUCCAGCCGUGAUAACUGCACAUCACUGGGGGGGCACCUGGUGAUUAUAGAGAGCGAGGCAGAGCAGAGAUUCCUAUCUGAGAAGGUCUGGAACAUCACACAUGAGGCUAAAAUAAGCAACGAAGAAGAGCAAUCCCACUGGAUCGGCCUGACUGACUCUGUUACUGAAGGAACCUGGCUCUGGGUGGACGGCACUCCUCUCAAUGAGAAGGCAAAAUUCUGGGCCACAAGGACACAUGAUAAAGGUAAAGAGCCUGAUGACUAUAAUGGAGAGGACCCCGCUGGUGAAGACUGUGCACAACUACAACCAAAGAGGAAUUCCAAAGAGACCUGGUUUGAUUCUUCAUGCAAAAAACAAUAUAAAAGGAUUUGUGAAACUAAGGCAGUGAUAGCCUAAUAAGAGGAUAAUCAGGAGAAAAGGGAGCUAAGGUUACUGUAACACAAAGAUAGACUAGAAAGAAUAGAAGAAACUCAGUUCAAAUAGACAAGCAUGCAGGUCAUCCCCCAACAUUACCAUAUUAACCGUUUGAUUCCACAUUAUGAAAAAGCAGAGAUAACAAUGAGCUGGUGGUGGUUUGUACUGAAUGAAGUCUGGCCUUGAGUGCAGAAUUGCAGCUGAAACAUUAAGAAUGGUCUACUUGACUACUCCCACUGUCUAAAUACCACAUGAUCAUCACGUGUGGAAAACAAGAUUGUGAAUGGCAGCCAUGUGGAUUCAAUGCACGCUGAUUGCACAUCAUUUAGGUCUUCAUGAUUGCCUAUUGAAGUUAGGAAUGAAAACCUCUGAAAUAAAAACCAUAUUCAGAAAAGGUUUGUCUGUUUCUUUUGAGUUUGUCUCCCUCUAGUGGCUCUCAGAGGGAUGACUAACAGUCACACAGGAUUCAUUUUGCUUUUUCCUGUGCUUUAGCAGGCUUGUGCUGGUUAACCAUUGUUUUUACAACACUUUACAAUACAUAUCUGUGCUUCACUUGCUCGCCUUUCCUUUACCAUGAUGUGCUGUGCUUCAAAUAUGCUUUAAUAUGAUCACUUUUAUCUUCAAUAUUGUGUAUCACUCCAUUCUUACUAAAGCUCCCAUCAUCCCUCACUGGUACUGCUGGUGCUGAGGCAUGAUGGGAGCUGUAGUGUACCUAGAAAGAGGAAACCAAAGAAAGAAAAGUAAAAAAAUGACAAAAUGUAAGAAACUAACAAUAUUAUUUGUAAAUUCAUAACAAAUAUAUUAAUUUUAAAACAAUCCUAUUUUGCAGAUAACAAUGAGUACUCAUUUUAUUUUCACGAGGACUGUAGCAAUUUAUUUUCAUGGCAAUUACUAGUGAAAAUAUUUAUGUACAGUAUAUGUAGAGCAGCAUAACAGGAGUGCCACUUCUGUAUGUGUAUGUCUGUCCUUUCUUUCAGUGGUUGUUGCUAGUGCUGUGUGUGUGUAUGAUGUGCAACUUUAAACGAGUUAACUGCUGUGUAAACUUAACACAAUGUAUUUGCUUUGUUUCGUCAUUGAAAUAAGUCACUACUAUCGGCAGACCUGCAAAUAAAUAAAUAAGUUAGCUGUAUUUUUAUUCUUUACAUGAGAAUUAAAGCCCUGGUUAUAUUGAAACUCUAGUACAUUACAAGCUAAGAGAGGAACCUGAUGAGGUGCUUCAUGUCCCGCUAGAAAAUGAAUCUGCUGCUGCUAGACAGAUCAGGGAGGGUGGGAAGUAUUUUACACUUUACAUGUAGUAAUAUCAUGAAAUAAUGUACCUUGCAUAAUUAUUAUAAAUAAUAAAUGACUGCCCUACGUGCCUCUA
Messenger RNA from Acipenser ruthenus (sterlet), 2418 nucleotides. Its product is annotated as C-type lectin domain family 4 member E-like. The record is from RefSeq and is a predicted model, not a curated record. Lineage: Eukaryota; Metazoa; Chordata; Actinopteri; Acipenseriformes; Acipenseridae. Bases 180 to 1037 code for a protein of 285 amino acids. The transcript is spliced from 8 exons.